AUGGGUAGCAGCGGUGGUUGUAGAGACCCUAAUAAUAGGGCUCUGCCUGAGUGCUUCUCGAUCAAAGCUGCAUAUCCUCAGCCUGCAGUACUACUACUCGCUCCAAAACGUAGCUGUACUUCCAACAUGACCCAAAUCCCUUUGUUACCAUUCAACCACCACCAUCAGAUGGUUCCAGUGACGUCGAAUGAGCAAGGCAGAAAUAGCAGUGAUUGUUUUUAUAGUGAUAAACAACCGGCAGCUGCAGCUCCUCCUCGAAGUUCCCGAUGGACUCCAACCCCGGAGCAGAUAAUGCAUCUGGAAGAGCUGUAUCGAUCUGGGAUCAAGACACCGACGGCCCAACAAAUCCGACAGGUGGCUGCUCGGCUUCGAAACUAUGGGAGGGUUGAAGGCAAAAAUGUAUUCUACUGGUUUCAGAACCGCCGAGCCAGGGAGAGGCAGAAGACACGCCGUGAACUCAUGUCCAUGUAUCAGUCUGACUCUAAACAACAACAAAAUUUGACUAACAACACAAUUAGCAGUCUCCGGGACAAAGAAUCUGCAGGAGGUACCAUUUAA
Rosa rugosa (rugosa rose) is the source of this 558-nucleotide messenger RNA. Its product is annotated as WUSCHEL-related homeobox 3B-like. The transcript has 2 exons. Bases 1 to 558 code for a protein of 185 amino acids. The record is from RefSeq and is a predicted model, not a curated record. NCBI's taxonomy places the organism in Eukaryota, Viridiplantae, Streptophyta, Magnoliopsida, Rosales, Rosaceae. Gene Ontology annotation, biological process: plant organ development. Gene Ontology annotation, molecular function: DNA-binding transcription factor activity; DNA binding.